Trichophyton rubrum CBS 118892 is the source of this 9746-nucleotide messenger RNA. RefSeq names its product homoserine kinase. The record is from RefSeq and is a predicted model, not a curated record. NCBI's taxonomy places the organism in Eukaryota, Fungi, Ascomycota, Eurotiomycetes, Onygenales, Arthrodermataceae. Gene Ontology annotation, molecular function: ATP binding; homoserine kinase activity. The transcript has 3 exons. Bases 899 to 1906 code for a protein of 335 amino acids. Gene Ontology annotation, biological process: L-threonine metabolic process.
GGGGGGGGGGGGGGUUUGAGCAACAUGACAGAGAUCUGUCCGCCCCGUCUAUCGGCCCUAACCAUCUCCUAGGGAGGACUAUUUAUACUAACCGCAGGCGGCUGCAGAAAGAAAGGAGAGCGUUGGCUUCCCAAGCUGAUGGUACCGAAUUAUCGCCUGGACGAGCUGAAUGCAUGAUCGAUUGCCUGAAGUGGCCGGCGGUUGAGUUACACCAGUGCUCACCACCACAUAAUCUUAAUAACGGUCAAUAUGGCGCCUAUAUAUUCCCGCAGCUCCGGCGCCACAUUGAGUCCAUCGAACCCAUAGAGUGCUCCAUAGAAUGAUGGAAGAUGAACAGAGAAAAACAAGGCGAGCGAAAAGAAGAAGAAGCAGCAGCAAAAGUACAUUCAGGGGCCGAGAGCCGCUUCCGGAAGCGGACGCUUUUUAGGGCUUUGUUGCUUUGUCACCAUAGAUAAGAUCAGAUGACACGUGAUAUCGGAGAUAACGCCAGCGGGAGAAAAUAACACAGCAGGAAAAAGAGCCAGAAAGACAAAGACGGCGAGGAAGAAGCAAAGCAGAAGACCGACAGAGCAGAAGGUGUUGGCAUUGGGCGUGGUACUGAUAGUCUGAUAGCCUGGAGCGAGCAGAAGGAGAUUCAUCACUUCCUUCUUUCGGGAAACACAUGAUUUAAAAAACAGGGAAAAAUGGCUUCCUUUACAAUCAGGGUGCCUUGCUCAUCCGCCAAUAUCGGCCCUGGAUUCGAUGUCAUUGGUGAGUUCCGGUCAAUCUGGGUUCAAUAAAUCUCCUAUCCUCGAGUAUCACUACUGCCAGGCAUUUUAACCCGGUGAAGGUCUCAUCGAAGGCCAGGAUCAUCCCCAGACAAGCAUAAACCCCAGAUGGCAUGGGCUAACGAUAUACCAUGCUAGGCUUGGCACUAUCUAUAUUCCUUGAGCUGCAUGUCACGGUGAAGGCCCCCAGCUCGUCUUCAUCUUCCAGCCUUCGAUUAAAUUGCGGAAUAACAUAUGAAGGAGAGAACCCCGAUGAAGUCAGUCUUGACCCUGAAGUAAAUUUAAUUACCAGAGUGGCACUUUACGUGCUCCGGUGCCACAAUCACCAUGCAUUUCCCGUCGAGUGUCACGUACACAUAAAAAACCCGAUCCCAUUGGGACGUGGAUUGGGAUCCAGCGGUGCUGCGGUGACUGCAGGUGUCGUCCUGGGCAAUGAGGUCGGAAAGCUAGGCCUCAAUAAGGCCAGAAUGCUAGACUAUUGUCUCAUGAUAGAGCGCCAUCCCGAUAAUGUUGCUGCUGCUCUGUAUGGUGGCUUUGUUGGCACAUAUCUAAACGAACUAAGGCCUGAAGAUUUAGCGUGGAAGGAAAUCCCCCUUAGCGAAGUGCUUCCCGCCCCCGCUGGUGGAGUAGAUACUGGCAUCAAACCACCUGAGCCGCCAGUUGGAAUCGGCCACUACAAGAAAUUUCCCUGGGCAAAGGAAAUUAAAGCUAUUACUAUCAUACCCGAAUUUGAACUUCCCACUGCAAAAGCAAGAGAGGUCCUCCCACAAACAUACUCGAGAGCUGACGUGAUAUACAACCUCCAGCGUGCAACCCUACUUCCUUCAGCACUGGGUCAAUCUCCCCUUGAUCCUGACAUGAUCUAUCUUGCGAUGCAAGAUAAGGUGCACCAGCCUUAUCGUAAGCAUUUGGUGCCUGGAUUGACUGAAAUCCUAAGUUCAAUGAAUCCAACCAACCAACCGGGCCUGCUUGGCAUUUGCCUUUCAGGGGCAGGUCCAACGAUAUUGGCUCUUGCGACAGAAAAUUUCACGCAAAUCGCUGAAAGAAUAAUAAAGAAGUUCGAGGCCAACAAUGUCCGAUGUAAUUGGAAGGUGCUAGAGCCUGCAGAUGAUGGUGCUACCGUAGUUUAUGAUAAAUAAUUAGCUGAUAUGGCCAUAAAGAACUAUUCUUGCCAUCAACCCGUCGUAUUUCUAGAAAGGGCAGUUGAUUCAUCUCCAUGGUAAAAGCAAACAUAUUAUUUGAGGUCCGAUGCGUAUUGUAACUACUGUGGGCGUUUGUUGAUCAGUUAUACAGGCUGUUUUUGAGAUGUAUUUGGAAUAUACCCUAAAUUGUCUCUGUUUCAUUACAAUGCACCUACUGAGAAUGGUUUCCAGCGUGCUAAAACAUCCCCUCCAUGUCCAAAUCAAUGAACUCUGGGUUCCCAACACCCAUAUCUGUAGGAUUUAACAUGUCGUCAAAAAUACUUGCAUCCAUAUCUGACUGGGCCAUAGUUACUUCGGUACCAGCGGGUGGUGCAGUCACCCCUUCUGCCGUAGCUGCAUCCAGAAUUGCAUCUAUAGUGCCAGGAGUCGCAUCGGUUCCGGUAGCGGUGAGAUUUUGGUGCUGUUGGUCUUGCUGCUCCGCCUGCUGAGCUACGUCUAUUUGCAUCUGUCUAUCUUCUUCGACGCCCGUAAGGUCCAUAUUUGCCAUGAUAUUACCAACGUCAAUAUUUUCAACUCCCUGGGGUAUUUGCGGAAUAGAAGUGAGGGUAUCAACACGUCUAGCCAGCCGAACAAUGAGCUCAGCUCGGUGAGGUUCAUAUUCUAUCACCUUGGAGAGAGACUCUCUCUGAAGGUUAAGUGCAUAUCUGAGAUUGAGCAUUUGGCGGUGGGGCAAUGAAUCCUUUAAAGAACCACCCACUGAUUGAUACGCUGCUUGUUCCAAUGAGAAACACUCACGCAUCGGAGCACAUAUCAAAGUUGCCGCGAUAUCAAUGGCCAGGUCACCACUCCCGGUUUCACUCUGCAACUUAAGUUCUUCGAGUAUCCCCGCUAGAAUUCGGACAGAACCUAGAUGUUUCAAUCCAGCUAAUAGUUGCCUAUGGGUAUAGCUUGGGGGAGUCAUACUAAUCUCAGGAUCUGUGCUCCAGAGUACCAGUGACGAGAAUGUGUUUCGAAUCCCAGUGACCAUUCCACCAGGGGCAGAGCUGGAUCUCCAUCCUUCCAAUUCGGAACGGCUAGAAGUGCCCGUCCGCUGAAAGGACUGAUACGGUUCAAGUGCUUGAAGGAUGGGUUCAAUGUCUGUUCUCAAAGGGUGACGGGCCUUUGCAGUUCUCAGUUCAUCGGCAAGUUCCCGUGCCGUGAUGGACAGUACUGUACGAUGGAUUUCCUGAGCCUCUCCAGAUAUAGAAGUAGGCUUUACAAGGGUGGCUAGAAGUUUUAGGGUAGUAGUGAGGUCGGUGCCAGACUUCCAAAUAUGUUUGCCCAUCCACGAUAGGGCCAUCACCAGCGAGGGUAGCAGGAAAGGCUCUAAUAGGUCUUCUAGGUUGUUAAUCCAAUGCACUUCAAGUAACCUAGUCCAAGGUAGAGCAGAAAGAUUGACUUACACUCGAAUCCACCCUUGAGCGUUUCAAACUCCAGCUUUCCGGCUUCACACGCACUCAAGCUCUGGCAGAAUAGUGUAGCAACUAGAAGAUAAAAUUCUUGCGGGCUACAAGAGGACAUGGAUUCAUCACUAAUUCCUUCAGCGAUAAAUAGUGCUGUAAUCCACGCUCCAAGGUUCUGCUGUUGUUUCUCCGUCAAAUCCUCCAGCUUUUGACUUGAUGAACCUUUCUCGAGUAAUCGGCACAUAAAUGAAUCCGGGUUGAAAAUCCCAAGGUCUUGAUAACUCAGAUCAUAUUUAUACCUGAAAGCAAGAACCAGGAGAAGAACACUUCCAAAUUCAUCGUAGACAGGCUGGCUUUCCCCUGCGUGUUGUUAAUAACGGUUCAUUCAGUCAAGUUCAGAUUUAAGUAUUACCUUGAUCUUCCUCCCACUUCCAGGAGUCCAGCAAGGCACAAAGAGGUUGCAAUAUAGCCUGUGGGCUCUUAAAGAGUAGCAUGAUGUCCAGUGUCUGCGGUCUACGCGACAAGGAAUUGCAUAAACCCUUCAAUGUCAUGGUAUCCUUUCUCAAACACAUAUUAUGCAUCACCUACGUUGUCCAUGUUAUCCAUGUUAGUGCUUUGGAGAAUCUUGGUUCUAUGGAAAGCCCAUACCUCCGCUAUAGCCUCAACAAUUGCCCUUGCGUUGCCGUCCAUUGACUCGACACCAUUCAGCAAUUGCUCUGCCCUUUCAUGGCUAUUGUUUAUCUGAGCAACUAGAUCGUGUUUGACAAAUCUUCCCCCAUUCGGCAAUGUUUGCAUUGGGUUCUCUCCCAAAAGGCGUUCAAUGCUUGACUCGGGUAUUAAUUUAUGCAAGGCACACGAGAAAAGAAACUCUUGUCUCACGUCAGACAAAACCGAAUUACCAUGGGUAGAGAAUAUUUCUGAAAAUGAUGGGAACGUGUUUGGGUCUACCCGCGCUAAAGCACGAGUGAUACAUAGUUCAACUGGUAUUGGUUCUACCACCGAUCCUGCUAGGUCUGACAGGAACGAAGGGAGUUUGUUGACGAGAAAUGCCCGGAAGAGAAACAUCGAUUGCUGUGGCUCGUUGCGGUACAUUCCAUUUGAUAGAACAUCAAAUGACGCUGUGAUAAGCUCUUCAACAAGUGCCAUGUGGUUCCCCUAUGAUAUAUGUAAGUGUGUGGUUGAGAUAAUGCUAGAUAAUAGACUUACCCCGUAGCGAUUAUUCAGAUAAUUAAUAAGAAGAUUAUCAUCUAUCAAAGGUCGCCCUACGAGCUAUAGCAUGUUGUUUAGUAUAGUUGAGGAGAAUUCGUGGCCCAAGUAUACAACAUACCAGAGAGUUGAUAUAUAUAUACAACCCAGCCCUAGAGCUUACUGGAGGAAUGUCCACAACUCUAGAUUCAAACUCCAAGGUGGAAACAGCGGUAUCCUCUAUAACAUGAUCUUGAUUUGAUUUUUCACCUUUCAGGAAAAGGCUAAAUUCCUUCUGCAAUUGAUCAAGCCUGUUUCGUAAGGGAAUGGAUAUCUCAGCACAUAUAGGAGAGUAUGCUGUCAAGGCUCGGGCCAGCUUCAUUCGCUGGUGUUUAAAUGCUUAUACUGUCAUUAGAAACUGAGGACGCCACGACACAAUUCGUUUUCAGGGAUAUGAGUUGAGUUGCAAGUUGAACCCCCUUAAGAACUUACUUCCUGAGUGUUGAAAUGAUAGUGCGUUUGCACCCACUUCCGUUCCUGCUAAGGCUCCGAAAAGAAAACCGACAGCUAUGAAUAUGGAGACCACAUCAGGAGAGGCUAACAACUGUGUUCCACUGCCCUCACCCUUUUCUGACCCCAGAUGAGCAUUCCACGACACUAGGGCUAAAAUCCAGUCGGCUAUAGCAGAACAAGUAUCCAUGAACUCAAGAGCUAUCUUUGGAGCAUGGCCAGUGGUCACAGCGGUAAUCACAUUUUGUAUGAUGCCAUAAUCGGUUAAUAGAGUGGCGGGCCCUUUAGAGUCCGCAGGCUCCGUAGGCCCUUGCUCGUCAACAUUUUGGUCCGUAUCUUGGUUUUGUGCUUGAUUUUGUUUCUUCCAGCGCUGAAUAUCGGACUUGAUGCUCGAGUGAGCUAGGAGAGAGGGCAAAAUAUUAAAUAGCUCGACCUGUGUUAGCUUUUGGACGGCAUCCACAUAGUCUGGUAUUAAUGGGUCCCAGUCAAAAUCCGUGACUGCCCUCGAUUCUAGGAUAACAUCAAAAAGAUCCAUAUGUGAAAUAGGGUGGCGGCGUAGCAUCACUUUGGCUAGGUUGUAAAACUCAUCCGUGCUGAUUCUUUGGAGAAGGCAUUGGCGCAAAAAUUUCUGCCAUUCUGGUCGUGAAGAUCCAGACAGCCGUUUCAACAGUGAGACCAUACUGUAGGUAUCAAAUUUCUUCGGGGAACAGAGGCCACUGCGAAGGGAACCAGUAUUUCAUUCCGUUAAGCAUGAAAAGAAUAGCAAUAGGCCAAGGGUAUGUAUAUAUAUAUACUUGUAGCAUACAGAAGCGUUUGAUAAGCUUAAUAUAACAAGACCAGAUACUUGUACCAGCACUAAGCUGGGUGGUUAAGAAUAUGAGGCUUCUCGUAGAUGGUUGUCGACCCGACGUAGUCUUAUGUUCCUUUUAUUCCCCAAAGCUGGAGGUUGUUGCAAUGAAGAUUAUAUAAGCGAUAUAUUAUUACAUAACUAAUCAGUGAAUGACGUAAUCCAUUCCUUUCUUCAUUUUAUCGCUCCCGUCACCCAUGGCUAGUAGCAGGAAGAGGUAGACUUUUCUAUCAGGUCUCUAAAAUUCUAUCUAUGCCUUAUAAUGCAUUUCGCAGUUAAUGCCAACGUUUGCCCCAUCAUGAUCGUUGUGAUGGCGGAUGCGCAACCUUGGAAGGAAACAUGCACGUGAUGUAAAGUCACGUGAAUAUGCUUGUUCCGGCUUAUAUAACCCACGGUGUUUUCGUUUAUCACAUGAUGCCCACGUGGUUAUGCCUGCUGCGCCACAAGUUCAACGACCAGCUUCGAAAGUGCGUCUCUGGGGGGAGGACGAGGGCGUUGAAGAACAGGCGCCAGAGGCGAGAUACAGGCAGUUUUGCGACUGCUCUGUGCUGUGGCUGAACGUUGGUAUUCUAGAAUCUUCGGAUCAUGUAUUACACGCUUGCGUCACACCUCGGAUUCCAUGCAGUAGCUGGACAUAUCGAACUAGCACCACGAAAUAAUUUGCCACGACCACAUGGGUAUCGCAACAAGGGCGUUUGCAAUAGCGUCUUCGGGCCCAGUGACCCCAUUUUAGUAGUAGGCGACGAAAUCAUUUGCCAUAGCUAUUGCUAUAAGUCUCACCCGUGGAUAAAUCAUCGUCGGUCUCGAGGAUAACGCUAGCGGGGUCGUGGUGCAUGUGCAAGUGAACCCGGGCGAGUAUAGCUGCAAGGCAUUCCUAACACAUUUGCCUCCCUCAUUUGCCAUUCCAUAGCACACCUAUGAUCUGAGGAAUGUACCUCGUACUGAACCUAACCUAUCUCUAGAAUUGACUCAAUUGACCACUUGAUUGACCAAUUAGAUUACGGAUGGCAGCAGUCAAAUGUUAGAAAACGAGGUGGCUUAAGUUGAUCAAGGCACUUGCUUUAUCAUUAAUAAGUAAUAUCAGGGCAAUGGAAAUAUCGAAUCCCUGAUAGAUGAUAGAUACCUAAGUAUUUGUUUACCUCGAAAAUAAGAAACAGAAAAAACUACUGGUCCCUCUUUUUUACCUUCAUCUGUCGUCUCCUUACGCCAAACCAUGACAGGGAAAAUAGUAAUGAGACCGGAAUGUGAAUGUAACAAGCGAGCGGAGGGUAUACAAAGAUUGCCGCCUGAAGGAAAAUAUAAGGAAAGGAAAAGAAAGAUAGAAACCUUCCCCCUUCUUCUAGUAGGGGAGGAGGAAAGCGGCUGGAGGGUGUUAUGAAAUAUGCAUAUGAGAAUCGUUGCCGUAGGUAUCAUUCGUCGUCGUCAAUAACUAUUACUUUGCUCUUCUUCUUCGUCUGAUUUAUCACUUUGUCAGGUCAUUUAAGACCUCGUGCUUCUGCUGUGUCUCGAGUAUGUGUUCGACUGGCGGUCUGCCAUUUCAUCCGGUGACCGCGGGCCAAUCAUCCAAUCUUCCAUAGCUAGCCACUCACUCCAGCUCUUCUCCGCGGCUUCAAUCUCAGAGUUUUCUGAACCCUGCAAUGGCCUGAGGAAUGGAAUGGUCUCGAGGGGCAGAAUGUCGUAGUCCUUCUUUACGGCCGCCCAUCCUCCGCUCUUGGCAGCAAAGAAGAAGUUGCGGCGUUCUUGUUCAUGUAAAGAGCCAAUCCCUGAAGCCCAGUCGUCACCGAAAAACCCAUGUAGAACUCCCGGGUAGUCCAUGCCUGUUGCAACUAGUCGACGAAUAUAGGGUACCAUAGAUACACUUGGAGCAACAGGAGCCCCUGAAGGUUGACCACCGGGUGGGGUGGAAAGGGCAGCAUCGGUCGCGGAAUUGAAGAUAGGGGUGGGUUGUCUCUGGAAUGGGAGAUGUAUGUUUAGGAAUGAAGAAAGAGCCUGUACAGGAACCGUGUGUUGGGCGUGGUCGAGGAAAUAGCGUUGGCAACUCUGGUAGCGUGGGUACCAUUCAAAGAUAUCGAACGGGGUGUCUUCAGGGCGCUGAGAGGCUUCGGACAUGCCUGCCCUAACCACCGAAUCGUAGUGGACGCGAGGAUCAGUCGACAUCGUAGCUUCGGACGCCUCUAUAACCUGACUACUUUUUCUACUGCUGAACCCUUUAGCGCUCCGUUGGUCAUGUCAACGUCAAAUCUCAAAUCCAUGUUUUACCCUCCCGAGUCAUGAAUAUACCCCCUGAUUUUCCUCUCCUUACAUGCUCGGUGGCUAGAAACGGGAUAGGGAAGGGGGUUAGAGCAACAGUUGCUGCGGUCCAAAGUACAGAACCGUCCUAAGAUUUGGGGGUUGGUAUAUACCUGUUUCCGGUCCACGCCUUCCGUAGAAAAGGCCAAUUUGAAGCACGAAGUAAAAGAACAGCUGAUAGGAGUUUCCUGAAUAAAUUUGGAUCUCUCUCGGGUAUCUGCUUCCCUAUGGACAUUGGCUGGGAGGCGUGUUUAUAGACUGCUGGCGCAUAAAAAAAGCGCAAGGUACAGCGUACGGCCCGAGCUAAAACAGCAAAUUAAAAAAAAUAUGAAUAAAAAACCAUAAAAAGGGCGAAGGGAACGCAAUAAUCCCCGUCAAUGAGGUGUAAGGCGGAUUACUAUGGGAGACCGUAUAUGCAGACCACACUUGCCAACAAGAAUUGAGCAAACCUGGGUGGAAACGAGGCGUAUUAUAGGAAAGGGAGCUGAAAUAAAGUGACUUGUGCCUGGGUAGCGAUUGACAUUUUAAAACAAUGGGGGAAUCUGGUCUCGAUACGUCAGUAGAGGAGAAAGAUAUAGGAGAAAAAGAAAGGUAGACAAAAACCCCCCUUCGGCCUACUUGGCGUGGAGGCGAAAGUACGGAGUGGGCAUCUGAAGGACGAAAUGAGAAUCCCACUCAUAGUUGAACUAGAAGAGAAAGAAAAAGAAAUUGAAAGUAAUAGAGGCGCUACAAGGGUUGGAUGUAAGUUAGUCAGAAGGGUUUGAUCUUUUGGCGGAAGGAAGAAACAUGCUCCACUACCUCUCCUGCGAUGGACUUGCAUUGCGUGUGGAGCUACUUUGGGCUGGUUUAAGGGCUGAUUCUUUCUGGGCUGUAUGGGAGUUUAAUUCGGGAGGCAAAAAAAAAAAAAAAAAAGCUGUCAGUUUGCCCCUGUUAAAUUAAUGAACAUUUACGUUUUGAGGAAGGACAGUUACCGAAAGCAUGAGGUGCAUUAUUUAGCGGCGCAUGUGCAUCGGCAUCAACGUGUACCAUAAUCGAGAUGUUGAGGCCAGUGGUCGAUUCCACGGAUGUUUACUCCGUAAAGGCUGAGGUGUAUGACAGAAUAGGGGCCAUCUCGAACAGGGCGAGUUGGGGGGAUCCGUCUCAUAGGAGCCAAACUAUCUCCAACCAUUUUAUCGACGGUGAUCUUCGUGAAUUCCCUAGCUCAUUUAUCUCCGUGAACGUAGAUUGGGUAGUCAUAUGGAGUACGGAGUAUGCGUACGUUUAAUGCCCAACAUGAAGAGAUCGGUCAAGCAAGGGGGAAGGAGAUGGGGUGUCCGUGUUUCAUAGUUUUUUUCCAUGUCAAAGUCUCGCAGCCGCCAGUAUGCAGAGACACUACUCCGUAGUUUUGACCUUGCUUAUCAAUUUAGGUUCGUCUCCGGCUUACCUAGCUGCAGUGACCACUCCAAGGGCUGCAGAAGCGAUCUAUGGAAAAAGAUGGGCCUCCUCAAGUCUCCCAGUCUCCAUAUUCGUAAUCGAGGGAAUACAGUGUCGUCACUGCAGGCUGUAUCUCGCAUGAAAGUGUGUC